Messenger RNA from Selaginella moellendorffii, 1595 nucleotides. Its product is annotated as lipase. The record is from RefSeq and is a predicted model, not a curated record. The coding region runs from base 72 to 1571 and encodes 499 amino acids. The transcript has 9 exons. NCBI's taxonomy places the organism in Eukaryota, Viridiplantae, Streptophyta, Lycopodiopsida, Selaginellales, Selaginellaceae.
CAAAUUCACUCUCCCUCGUCUCUCUUAGAUCGCGCUCGAUCCAGCCAUCCGGAUUCUCGAUUUCUCUAGUCAUGGCUUGCGGCCGAUCAUCGCCGUGCCGCCGCUGGCUGAUAAUGCGCGGUCUCUUCCACUACUGGUGGCUCUUCGCCGAGCUGGGGCUGAGCGUGGCGGUACAUUUCACGUACGCGAUGACGAUCGUGAGCACGGUGCUGCUAGGUGACGCGAUCCAGCUAUGCUGCAGUAGCUUCCGGCGGCGAAUCAGGGCUUCCAGGGUUGUGGCGUUGCAGCCCGAGGACGAAUCGGAGGAAGAGACUCACAUGUUCUUGGCUAACAAGGAGGUGAGAUCGCCGCAGGAGAGCAGCGCCACGACGCACCACGGGACAUUUCUCGACGGCCACGAGAAGGCCCCCAUUGUUCUUGUCCAUGGGAUCUUUGGAUUUGGCAAAGGGAAACUUGGGAACAUUUCUUACUGGGCUGGAGCGGAAGAGAAGGACGAGAGAGUGCUUGUUCCGGACCUUGGUUCGCUGACAAGCAUCCAUGACAGGGCUCGUGAGCUCUUUUAUUAUCUCAAAGGUGGGAUUGUCGACUACGGCUUUGAGCACAGCCAACACUACGGACACUCGCAGUUUGGCAAGAAUUAUGGCCAAGGUCACUAUCCUGAAUGGGAUGAAAGCCACCCCAUUCAUUUCGUGGGACACUCCACUGGUGCGCAGGUUAUUCGUGUUCUUCAACAAAUGCUUGCAGAUAAGCACUUUGAAGGUUACAACGAGUCUACUGCUGAUUGGGUCUUGAGCCUGACUUCGCUAUCUGGAGCUUUAAAUGGCACCACCAGAGUCUACAUCGAUGGUCUCAACCUCGAUGGGAAAACAAUGAAAACGGUGUCUCUUCUACAGCUUCUCAAGAUAGCCGUGCUUGUCUACGAGUGGCUGGAUAUUCCUGUCUUCAAAAAGUACUAUGGUUUUGGCUUCGAGCACUUUACACUCCCGUGGCACAAGAUUGGACUCAGAGGCCUGGUGAAGUGCUUGGCUGGUCAUUCGGGUCCAUUUGCAACCGGAGACUGGAUCCUUCCAGAUCUAAGCAUCCAGUCCGCUGUAGGGAUCAACAGCAACUUGGGAACUCACAGGAACACAUUCUACUUCAGCUAUGCGACGAAAAGGACCACAAAACUCCUUGGACGGAUCGUGCCUUCGAGGCUCCUUGACAUCCAUCCGCUGCUGAUGAUAAGAUCGCUGCAAAUAAGCUGUUGGAAGCAUCCAUUGCCGGAUAUCCCAUACGAAGGCUACAGGGACGAAGAUUGGCAAGACAAUGACGGCGCAUUGAACACCAUAUCCAUGCUUUAUCCCCGGUUUCCAUACUCUCACAAGAACUGUCCUUUGGCACCGGAUUUUAAAGAUGGCCAAGCUUUGCAACCUGGAGUUUGGUAUUUUACCAUCCUCGAAGCCGAUCACAUCUAUUUUAUCGUCAAUAGAGAUAGAGCUGGGAUUCACUUCGAUGUGUUAUACGAUAGCAUCUUUAGGAGAUGUAGGAAAGAGUUGAAGAGAUCGUGGUCGAGCAUUAGAAGGUCUCGCUAAAUAAAAAGGCCAACUUUGAUGAGA